Molecule: messenger RNA, 979 nt
Organism: Venturia canescens
Lineage: Eukaryota; Metazoa; Arthropoda; Insecta; Hymenoptera; Ichneumonidae
Product: trypsin-1-like
Exons: 6
Coding region: 46-813 (255 amino acids)
Biological process (GO): proteolysis
Molecular function (GO): serine-type endopeptidase activity
Source: RefSeq, a predicted model, not a curated record
UGCUUCAAUCACCAGUAGCAUUCGUGUUCGUCGGAUCCAACAACGAUGAAGUCAGCUCUAGUUUUCGUGGGCCUCGUCGCCCUUUGUCAGGGCAGCCCACUGUUGAGAGGCCUCGGCGGGAGGAUUGUUAACGGCGAGAAUGCUAUGGAAGGAGAAAUUCCUUAUCAAGUAUCGUUGCAAACCAUGGGCGGUUUCCACUUCUGCGGUGGUUCGGUUCUCAACAAGAACUACGUUGUAACUGCAGCCCAUUGUGUCAAAGGCUCGUCACCGAGCAGUAUCAAGGUCAUCGCUGGUACCACCGACCUGGAGGACCCUCAAGCGACGCACUACGCUGUUAAAAUAAUCGUUCACGAUGGAUACAAUCCAUACGAUUCGUGGGUGAAUGACAUCGCACUCAUCAAAGUCGACACGGAUUUCCACUACUCGAAAACCGUUUCAAACGUAGUUUUACCUCCACACGGAUUCGUAGUACCCGAUAGUUCGGUCGCGACUGUUUCUGGCUGGGGUCGCCUCUGGCAAGGUGGAAGCACCCCGACGGUCCUCCAACGCACGGACAUUAUGAUCACGUCUCAACAAUACUGCACUCAAAUUUACGGCUACACCGGAAUGGCCGUUUAUCCAACUCACAUUUGCGCCCACGAUCGCGAUGUUGAGAGUGGAUCCUGCCACGGUGACUCCGGUGGUCCAUUGACCGUCGAUGGACAACUCGCGGGUAUCGUUUCGUGGGCGCAAGGCUGCGCCUCAACAAAAUACCCGACGGUCUACACGAGAGUUGCCGAAUAUGUGGACUGGCUGAACGCUAACGCAGUUUAAACGAACGACAAAAUUGCUGCAGCGUUUUUGGUCUGACCGUCGAUUUCAAUGCGACGGAACUACACAUCGGUUACCUCCACUCUGCACGGCCUGUUUCAGCAAUGAAAAAGAACUUCGUUGGCUUCAUUUUAUUUUUGCACAAAUAAAUUUAAUGAAAAAGAAAAAA